Messenger RNA from Trichoderma gamsii, 2010 nucleotides. RefSeq names its product transcription factor steA. Gene Ontology annotation, cellular component: Tec1p-Ste12p-Dig1p complex; nucleus; Ste12p-Dig1p-Dig2p complex. The record is from RefSeq and is a predicted model, not a curated record. The transcript has 3 exons. Bases 1 to 2010 code for a protein of 669 amino acids. Gene Ontology annotation, molecular function: DNA-binding transcription factor activity. Lineage: Eukaryota; Fungi; Ascomycota; Sordariomycetes; Hypocreales; Hypocreaceae. Gene Ontology annotation, biological process: sexual reproduction; regulation of DNA-templated transcription.
AUGUAUUCACAACACCCGGCCAUUGCGCCUCAAAAGCCCGAGACGUUUAUGCUGAGCACCGAAGCCCAGCAAGCUCUCCCUCAUGACGCACAGGUCGCCCUCCAGCAGGUAGACAACCUAAAGUACUUCCUCAUCUCCGCUCCAGUGGACUGGCAGCCUGAUCAGUAUAUCCGACGGUUUCUCCUACCCACGGGCGAGUAUGUCUCUUGUGUGCUGUGGAACAACCUCUUCCACAUCUCCGGCACGGAUAUUGUGCGAUGCCUCUCAUUCAGAUUCCAGGCCUUUGGCCGCCCCGUCAAGAACUCCAAAAAGUUCGAGGAGGGAAUCUUCUCCGAUCUCCGAAAUCUCAAGUCAGGAACUGAUGCCUCCCUGGAGGAACCAAAGAGCGCUUUCCUCGACUUUCUCUACAAAAACAACUGCAUCCGUACCCAGAAGAAGCAAAAGGUCUUUUACUGGUACAGCGUGCCCCACGACCGUCUCUUUUUGGAUGCGCUGGAGCGAGACUUGAAGCGCGAGAAGAUGGGCCAGGAGGCCACCACGGUCGCCGUCAGCGAGCCUGCUCUGUCCUUCCAGUACGACUCUUCACAGUCGCUCUACGAGCAGCUCACCAAAAGCCAGCAGGCCAACUCCUCUUCCUUCAACGCCCAGCAGUCCUCAUUCAACCCGAGCCAGUCGACCUCUCCCGUCAUGAGGGCGAUGGACUCCAUGCCUCCCCCGAGCAUCAUUCCUCACACCAUGGCCCCUUUGGCCGAAAGCAUGGAGACAAUGGUCCCCUACGACACCAUGGGCAUGGCUCCGGCCGUUCCCCAGCAGCUGGCGGCCGUCAAGAGGGAGGCUGACUUCACUCGCGUCCACUACAACCAGAAUGGCAUUCCCAUUACUCACAGCCACCACCGCCACUCUUCCAUGCCCGCCUACGGCCUUGAGUACUCGCCUGCUCCCUCCUUUGUGUCCUCGGGCUAUGAGGAUUACAGCAACCGGGGUUUGUCUUUUGAGCCCAUUACUCCUCCCCAGCAGGCUCUUGGCAUGACUGCCGAGCCCGCCUACAUCGCCAACGAGGAGACUGGCCUCUACUCCGUCAUCCCCGACCACAUGUCUGGCAUGUCGGGUCUUGGUGGAAUGGUUCAGAUGCCGUCUCACCUUACCGGUCCGCAGUUCCCUCGCUCCUACGGCGCAAACAACAUUUACUCCGUGAUUGAGGGAUCUCCUACCUACAAGCAGCGAAGACGCCGCACCUCCAUCCCCACCUCCAUGUCUGGCAUCGCACCCACAUCGACCCCUUCGGCUCCUCACAGACCGUCAGAUCUGCGUCGGUCUGUCUCUGUCUCCAUGGGGCCCGUCGCUGAGGGUGAAGAAUCCACCGGCAACUCGCCUUCCAACAUGUCGUAUGCCAACUCCCAGCACAUGGACAUGUCACGACACGGCAGCCCAGCCGUCCACCCCAUGGCUCUGCAGCACGACUUUUCUCACAUCAGUGAUGAUAUGUCUGCUGAUGGCCGUUCUAUGAUGGCUGGCGGCAUUGUCCGACGUGCUCGAUCGGCUACUGUGAUGGAGCUCGGUCCUUAUCCUCACAAGUCUCACUCUUGCCCGAUCCCGACCUGUGGCCGAUUGUUCAAGCGUCUCGAGCACCUCAAGCGCCACGUCCGAACACACACACAAGAGAAGCCUUACAUCUGCCCUCACUGCAGCAAAGCUUUCUCCCGAUCAGAUAACCUUGCACAGCACAAGCGCACCCACAGCCGUGAGGAUGGUGGCGAGGGUUCAUUGCAUCUUUCUGCCGAGGAAGAGGAAGAAUUCUCCGGCGAAGAGCAUCUUGGAUCUGUCGAGGAGGCAUCGCCUACAUCAGAAUCUGCCUUUGUUCCCGGCUCCAUCAACGCAGCUGUUUCAAAUGGCACGAUCUCUCCUCAAACCACCAUGACAUCCAGUCAUAGCUUCAACAGUCUUCAAACACUCAGCAUGCCGAUGACCAUCAGCCACCCUACCCCCAUCAACGCUGGUGGUGCCAUGUAG